AUGCGUGAAAUCAUCAGUAUCCACAUUGGUCAAGGUGGUGUUCAGACAGGCAACGCUUGCUGGGAACUCUAUUGCCUGGAGCAUGGAAUUCAGCCUGACGGUCAGAUGCCAAGCGAAAAGACUAUCGGAUGUGGCGAUGACUCAUUCUCAACAUUUUUCCUUGAAACUGGUGCCGGAAAACACGUUCCUAGAACCGUAAUGAUGGAUCUAGAACCCACUGUAAUAGACGAAGUACGAACCGGCACCUAUCGUCAGCUAUUUCAUCCGGAUCAGCUCAUUACAGGAAAGGAGGAUGCUGCUAAUAAUUAUGCUCGUGGUCACUACACUGUGGGAAAAGAGAUUGUUGAUUUGGUUCUAGACAGGUUGCGAAAAUUGGCCGAUCAGUGCACAGGAAUUCAGGGCUUUAUUAUUUUCCACUCCUAUGGUGGAGGCACAGGCUCCGGAUUCACAUCUCUA
This is a messenger RNA of Hydatigera taeniaeformis, 456 nucleotides long. The record is from the annotation of a GenBank genome assembly. NCBI's taxonomy places the organism in Eukaryota, Metazoa, Platyhelminthes, Cestoda, Cyclophyllidea, Taeniidae.